Helianthus annuus (common sunflower) is the source of this 1710-nucleotide messenger RNA. RefSeq names its product protein O-glucosyltransferase 1. Bases 126 to 1565 code for a protein of 479 amino acids. Lineage: Eukaryota; Viridiplantae; Streptophyta; Magnoliopsida; Asterales; Asteraceae. The record is from RefSeq and is a predicted model, not a curated record. The transcript is spliced from 6 exons.
UCCAAAUCAAAGAAUCCCACUUCUCACCCCUCUAAUUCUAUUUAAACCACUAUAUUACUUUAUCUCUUUAACACACCCUCAUAAACCAGCACCAUGAUUUGCUUCUGAAAAUUUUCAAAAGUUUCAUGGCAGAAAUACAAAUAACUGGUGGUGAUGGGGAUUACGGUUCCUCUACUCCGGCAACCAUAUCUCCUCGGAAACAAGCUUACUUCUCCGGCAUGCUUAUGAAGAACCCCGGCGUACCAAUAUUCCUUUCUGUGUUUUUAGUCACCCUUUUUGUCACUGCAGACUUAUUCACUCGUUGGGUUGAUGUUUCUUCAAUAACCGCCCAAUUUCGUCGUAAAGACAUUCUCCCCUUCAGAGAUGAUGAAAUAGCCAACAGAUCGACAACUCAAUCAUGCCCUGAAUACUUCAGAUGGAUUCACGAAGAUCUAAAGCCAUGGAAACAUACUGGAAUCACCAAUGAAAUGGUGGAAAAAGCUAGAGAAAAGGCGCAUUUCAGAUUGAUCAUCGUUGAUGGAAGACUUUACAUGGAGAAAUACGACUAUGUGUUCCAAACUCGUGACGUAUUCACCAUAUGGGGUAUCUUGCAACUUCUUGAACUCUAUCCUGGAAAAGUACCGGAUCUUGAUUUGAUGUUCAUGUGUCAUGAUUGGCCGUUGGUUCGAAAAUCUGAUUACUCAUUCAACACGAGUGUGAUACCGCCAUUGUUCCAUUAUUGUGGGGAUGAUUCAACUUAUGAUAUCGUCUUUCCUGAUUGGUCCUUCUGGGGUUGGCCGGAAGUGAAUAUACCACCAUGGGUGAAAUUGAGUAAGGAAUUGGAACAAGGUAAUCAGAGACGUAAAUGGACCAAAAGGGAACCCUUUGCAUACUGGAAAGGAAAUACGUACACAGGGGUGGCCCGUAGAGACCUUGCGAGAUGCAACUCAGAUGGUAAACAUGAAUGGAAUGCCAGAAUCCACCAUUUGGAUUGGAGCAAAGGGUUUAAAGAUACAGAUUUAGCAAGCCAAUGUACUCAUAGGUACAAAAUAUACGUUGAAGGGAACGCAUGGUCGGUUAGCGAGAAGUAUAUUUUGGCUUGUGACUCGAUGAGUCUGGUCAUAACUCCACACUACUAUGAUUUCUUCUCCAGAGGUUUAGUACCCACCAUUCAUUAUUGGCCUAUAAAUGAGCAUAAAAAGUGUAGUUCAAUCAAGUAUGCUGUUGACUGGGGAAACAGGAAUACAGAUAAGGCCCAGGAAAUUGGAAGAAGAGGAAGUGAAUUCAUUAAAAAAGAACUACAAAUGAAUUUGGUGUAUGAUUACAUGCUCCAUCUUUUAACAGAAUAUUCGAAGCUUUUUAAAUACAGACCAGUCAUUACAAAAAAUGCAGUUGAAGUUUGUUCCUGUUUGGGGAAAGAUAUGGUCAAAGAGUAUAAAGAGCUAUCAAAGGUGAAGGGUCCAUCGCAGGCGAGUCCCUGCACCAUGCACCCGCCUUUUGAUGAUCAUCAACUUCAGGCUCUACAAAACAUGAAACUAAAUUUGACCAAGCAAGUCGAAUUUUGGGAAGCAGCAAGACACGAUUAAUAAUGUACAUGAAGAUGUUUAUAGCGAUUUUUUCUAGAUUUGUUGUCACAUGUAGUUUACUUGUUGCAUUAUAUUAUGGUUUUGUCAAACGGGAGGGAAUAAUUGAGUAACAAAUAAUCAUUUAACGAUUCAAAUUUCGGUUUUA